AUGUCUCCAUUGCAGGACAAUGAUCGUGUUGUCAUCGUCGGCGGAGGAGUGAUUGGUCUCUCCACUGCAUACAACCUCGCCAAACGGUCCCUGAAAUCCUCCCUCAGCAUCAAGAUCCUGGUCGUUGAGGCUUGCGACGCGUGUUUUACAGCAUCAUCAUCGAAUUGUACCGGCUGCUUUCACUAUGCCUUCACACACCCAGCCCUGCAGCCACUUUUGCCUUUGGGCAAAUACUCCUUUGAUCUGUGGGAGGCCGAGUCUGCAGACCCAGAUUUCAAAGCGGCCACAGGCUACAGUGCCCAGCCCUUCUUUGGCAUAAGUACGGGCACAGGUAAAGGACUUGAUGGGCUCCCAGAUUGGGUCACAAAGGAUUCUUCUUAG
Diaporthe citri is the source of this 381-nucleotide messenger RNA. RefSeq lists its product as uncharacterized. Gene Ontology annotation, cellular component: cytoplasm. The record is from RefSeq and is a predicted model, not a curated record. Gene Ontology annotation, molecular function: oxidoreductase activity. The coding region runs from base 1 to 381 and encodes 126 amino acids. The transcript has a single exon. NCBI's taxonomy places the organism in Eukaryota, Fungi, Ascomycota, Sordariomycetes, Diaporthales, Diaporthaceae.